GGAAGAUGGGAUCCGUGUUGUGAGUGGCACGAGUUUCUUCACCAUGACGACAAUAUUGUAGCUGCAAAGGCCAUUUGUUGUACUGUAAAAUUAUAGACCAGAAACUGAAUUUAUAGCUGACAUAUUAACGUAUCAGAAUGUCAGAUUUGGAGGCGCAGGUUGGCUCCAUUUUGGAGAUAAUGGUGAAUACGACGGUAACCGAAAUGACCAAAGUUAUUGGCGGCUCCGCUUCAACACACCCACAAGUGUCCUCAUGUACAACUGAAAACACACCCGGGCCCUCAGAGGAGAAGGUGAUUCAGUUCAGUGUCUUCAUGACAUCUCUGGCUCGAGAAGCUGUGGAGAAGAUCUGCCAGCUCUUCCAUGACUGCUCGUCUCUGCUGCAGUUAGAGGUGACACGGGGUGUUGCAGAGAUCGAGGACCUGAGGCGGAGACUGGAGGUGGCAGAGACGGAGCUGAAGCUGGUACUGGAGGGCAGCGGUGGUCAGAAGGAGAUAGAAGAGCUGACAGAGGGAAGCAGUGGAGAGAAGGAGGACAGUGGGGCUCCGACCAACGGCGCAGAAGGAGAGACUGUUCAUAGCCAGCGCUCAGGGAGGAAGUGUCGCAGAGUUGUUGCAAGCGGUGAUGCUGGAGUGAAGAGAUCACCUAUAAUUCACCUGUGGAAAGGCAGAACUUAUGAGGACUGUGUCCAACCUGUGAUAAUAAAGGAGGAGGGAUUGGAGGCUUUUGCAGACCAGGCGUCCUCUGAUUCUGGUCAGUUCAAAGAUGACUUGGGCCAGGACGAUGAUGACGACCCAGACUACCAGUUGGAACCAGAAGAUCCAGAUGAAGGUGACCCAGGAUUCCCCACCAGACCUAAACGUGUCACAAAGCCCAAGUCCCAUCGAGGUCGAGCAAAGAAGGAGAGUCACAGCCAGAACCAGCAGCCUCUGAGCUGCAAACACUGCAGAAAAACCUUCACCAAGCUGCUGCAGCUGAAAGCCCACCAGGCCAUCCACGGGGCGAACGCAGAGAAGCCCUUCAUCUGCUCUCAGUGUGGCAGAGGCUUUUCAUUCCAGCGAAGCCUCAAUGCACACAUGCUGCUUCACACAGGUGAGAGACCACACACCUGUGAUGUUUGUGGAAAGGGUUUCACCUUGAAGCAGCUGCUGAGGAACCACCAGCGUCUCCACGCUGAGGUGCGGCCGUUUCGCUGUGAACAAUGCGGAAAGAGCUUCUAUCGAGCCCACGGCCUGAAAAUGCAUCAGAUGGUCCACACAGGAGAGCGGGCCUAUAACUGCCAGUACUGCAACAAAAGCUUCACAAUACAAGGUAACCUGCAGCGCCACCUGCGAAUACACACAGGGGAAAAGCCAUUCAGGUGCGAGACUUGUGGCAAAAGCUUCAACCAGGCUGACACUCUGAAAGGCCAUCAGCGGAUACACACUGGUGAGCGUCCCUUCAGCUGUGAGACCUGUGGCAAAUGUUUCAUCCAGAAGAGUGCCUUGAAAAUGCACCAGAAGACUCACUCUCACUCAGGCAUGAAGUCCCUGGCAUGCGUAGCGUGCAGCACUAUAGUGGCCUGUGUCGACUCGCUCCGCAAACAUCUCCAGACACAUGCGGCGACUAUUCCGUGUACGUGUGUGCUCUGCGGCAGGCGGCUCAACUCCAUUACUGACUUGCGCUCGCAUCAGCAGCACCACACAGUGGACAGGCCUCACAGCUGCACGCUCUGUGGAAAGAGUUUCAAGUCAUCCAGUUACCUGAAGAUUCACCUGAAGGCGCACAGCGGAGAGAGGCCCUUCUCCUGCGACACCUGCGGUCGCAUGUUUACACAGCACAGCAGCCUUAAAUCACACCAGGUUGUCCACACAGGAGAGAAACCGUUCAGCUGUGACACAUGCGGGAAAUGCUUUAGCAACACAGGAAACCUGAACAGACACCAGCGCAUCCACACUGGGGAGAAGCCGUUCAGCUGUGACACGUGCGGACGCAGCUUCAACCAGGGCAACAGCCUAAAAGCCCACCAGCAGAUACACACCGGGGAGAAACAGUUUAUGUGCGAUAAGUGUGGCAAGAGUUUUUCCUACCUGAGGAACCUGAAAGACCACAAGUGUUUCUAUGUCUGAAGCUAAACUGUGACAAGACGUCUGCCCUGGUGAUAGAGCGCAUGACGUAAGCUUCCUGUACCUGUUGAGUGAUGGCCGUAGCUACACUGUGGGGUUCGGAUUAGUGAACAAAUAAAUGAAUAACCUUUUAGU
Molecule: messenger RNA, 2240 nt
Organism: Epinephelus moara (kelp grouper)
Lineage: Eukaryota; Metazoa; Chordata; Actinopteri; Perciformes; Serranidae
Product: gastrula zinc finger protein XlCGF26.1-like
Exons: 8
Coding region: 138-2108 (656 amino acids)
Biological process (GO): regulation of transcription by RNA polymerase II
Molecular function (GO): RNA polymerase II cis-regulatory region sequence-specific DNA binding; DNA-binding transcription factor activity
Source: RefSeq, a predicted model, not a curated record